Molecule: messenger RNA, 2982 nt
Organism: Colletotrichum graminicola M1.001
Lineage: Eukaryota; Fungi; Ascomycota; Sordariomycetes; Glomerellales; Glomerellaceae
Exons: 1
Coding region: 1-2982 (993 amino acids)
Source: RefSeq, a predicted model, not a curated record
AUGACCACAAUAGACGGGCCCCCCCGGUCACUUACCCUAGCCGCAGGAGGUUUACACACACCUCCAUUCGACAAUUCUCCUUCCAAUGGCAACCAAUCGGCUAGCGUGCAGACGUUUCCGAUCCAAGUAAACACUAUCGCUACCGAUCAUCAGGUACCAACUGCCGGUUCAUCAUCAGCGGAAGACUCUACUCUGGAGUCCACUGUGGAAGAUCUUCAGGUCACAGGCGAGUCACAUGCUGCUCCAGCCAGCCUUUCUAGGGGGCUGCCGGGCUUUGGGGUCGAGCUACACACCAAUGGACUAAUCGUCUUAAACUCCCAUGAGGGCGAGGGGACACGACGAUACUACAAUCCAGACGAAGACGAAGUCGAUUCCGAUGACGGCGAAGCGGUCUCGGAAGAUGGGUUGGAGCUCCACAGCGGUAUCAGAGCUAGUUCUGACGAACCCUCUUAUAACGAUGAAGACGAUGCCGAAGUUGCAGAAAAAAUGGACGAACAAGCGAAUGAAGGAAGUGAGCCCGAUGGUGGAGAGGAAGAAUACGAUAGCAUGUCGACUGCAGGCGACAAUGAUGACGACUUCAGCCUACCUCAGCCCCCGCCUAUCGACCUCGACCGUGUUGGCUGCAGAGGAGAGUGCCGAAGAGAUUUCCGUCAGGGUGUUGACUUCUACGAAAAGCAAGUCGAAGCUCUUCAGGACAGGCUUCGGAAUCUAACCAUGACGAAUACCGAUCUGAAGACCAAGUUGCACAAGGCGACCCGACAGAUCGAUAUUCUGAAGAAUCCAAAUCCCAAAAAGAGAACCGUGAGAACAUGGCAUGAGAAACUUCAUCUGUCCAUCACCAACCCCGGCCAUAAAGACGCCUUACCUUACAGUGAAAUAUACAAGCUUUGCUGCAAGGAAGAAAACAUGAGCUCCAAACCCGAGAACGUCCAUCCGAACUUGAGACUUCGGCGACCUAAGGCCAACGAGCUUCAAGCAGAUGCAUUGGGCGGCUUGUUGAUGGGUAACUCAAGAGACGGCUCGGAUUCUGAACCAGAAGGGGAUAAUCAAGGACCGGCGGCAGAGAGACGUGACGGACCCGAGGCGCUGUUCGUACAGGACGACGAGCAAACGGGAGUCGAGCAACCUCAGGAGGUAUCGGUACUAAGCAACCUCUCAUUCGAGCAGUUUCCGGCCAAAAUUCAAGCCAAUAUCUUCAAAUGGGUCUACAUCCAGGAAGGCAAAUUGAUACACUGCAUUAGCCGUCUCGAUCCUUACAUGCCCCCCGAGGAGCCCACUGGGACUAACGUCGACAGAAGCGGUUUACCCCAUCGAUUUCACCUAUCUGGCAAAUCGUGCAACGUCACUUACGCCAUCAAGCCGAAUAUGCAUCUUGCUCUCCUUUCUGUCUGCAAACGAUGGCACUACCUUGGUGUUCACGCUUUCUAUGGACUCAACACGUUCGCCUUCUCAAGUCUGGGAGAGUUUGGCCGCUUCUGCACUGGAAUUGGAGCUGCGCGCCGAGAGCGAAUCCAGCAUGUAGAACUUCUGUGGAUGGGAAACCAGUACCUCACACAGAAGCCAGUCAAGGAAGGCAAAGAGCUCAAAUGGGCUUCCAAGAGAGCUUGGGAUGCUUCUUGGCUCUGCCAGAUGCGCCGUCUGAAAAGCCUUACCAUUCAUAUAGACGAGAGCGGCAGUGGCUAUAGAAGACGAAAACACGAGCCUGCUGGUCACGUCGACUGGAUGGCAUCAAUGACCGCUGGUCAGCCUAAUUUUCGUCUGACAAGAUCUCUCAGGACUUUGCAGGGGUUGGAUUUCAUUUACCAGCUUCGGGGAAUGGAGUUCAUUCAGUUCUACGACUAUGAGAUGUGUCGCAUUAAUGGCGGCCGUCACCCAAUCCGCGACUGGUCUUUCUAUAUGGACAUCGAAAACGUGACGGCGAUGCCGAAGACAGGUGAUCGAGCUCAAGAGGCAGAGUUCGAAAACCUAACGCCAGUCCUUCGCGAUUUCGUACUCGCAGACGAAUAUCUGGAAGCAAUCAAGGUACUCUACCGUCAGAGUGAGGCGUUUGACGCGAGGCAUAUCUCGUCAGCGAAUGGUGAGGAAGUUGGAGACGAACAUGCCGAUGCCGAGAUUCCAGACAUCGUGAGGCCUGCGGAAAGACGCAACACAAUGGCAUCUCGCGCGGUAACUGACAUGGAGAUAGACGAAGACGACGAGGUUAAACUUCUAGACGUAGCGAUGCCUGCGGAUAGACGUAACGCGACUGCAUCUCGGGUGGUGACUGGCGCGGAACAUCCCGAUGGCGAUAGGAAGACCACUGACACGAAGAAAUUAUCCACCGCCUUUGAGGUGGGAUAUGAUAGUGCUGAAGAUGGCUCGGGAACGGAGGAUAACGAUGCCACCCCAAAAGCGAAUAUGCUCAACGCCCGCUCUGGAUCGGCUUUCUCGAACGCUUCUACCUUUGGAGAAGACGGUAUCGGGAGCAGCUACGGUGAUGAGGUUUCCGUGGCGGGAUCGAGUAAAGAGAAACCCAUUGAUCUGGAUUCUUUCGAGCCCGAACAGACACCACAACCGACCCAGCUCCAGCACGAGUUGGACAUGAAACGUGAGCCGUCUGUGGCGGUGUCUAUAGGCCCAUAUUCGUCCCGAGAAAGCGAGAGAUCUUUCGACAGCGGCAGUGGCCUUUUCCUUCGCUCGCCAACAAUGUCUCGCUCCCGCACCCAACGCGAGUCCACGGAGAUGACUGAGACGCUACAGAAGAGGGGAUUUGAGGAUUCAGAAGUACGGAAGGUCAUUGACUUGACUGAAUUCGAGGAUGAGCCCUCGUCCAUGAGUACUGGAUACCCAAGCUCGUCUCAAACCAGUUUCACUCAGCAGACGCAUCGUCAUCAACCCGCCACAUUUAAUCUCUUGACGCAACUUCGUAACAACCCGAUUCGGGCCCGUCCCGACAGCGAAGAAGAAGAAACCCCGGUUUUCAAGAAACCUCGGCUAGGGUAG